Molecule: messenger RNA, 1407 nt
Organism: Saimiri boliviensis boliviensis (Bolivian squirrel monkey)
Lineage: Eukaryota; Metazoa; Chordata; Mammalia; Primates; Cebidae
Source: RefSeq, a predicted model, not a curated record
GUCAGAAGCUAUAUCCAGCUGCUGGCAGAGUUUCUGUGAAGGGAUCAGGACUUCCAACAGAAUGGUAAUGGUUUAACACAGCAGAAUUUGUUGAACAACUGCGGUACACUGGGGACCGUGGCAUGGAAUGCAACUUGCGAAAAUUGGCUGGCAGCAGAGGCUGCCCUGGAAACGUACUACCUUUCCAUUUUUUAUGGGAUGGAGUUCAUUGUGGGAAUCCUUGGAAAUACCAUAGUUGUUUAUGGCUACAUAUUCUGUCUGAAAAACUGGAACAGCACUAAUAUCUAUCUCUUUAACCUCUCUAUCUCGGACUUAGCUUUUCUGUGCACCCUCCCCAUGCUGAUGAGGAGUUACGCCAAGAAAAUAUGGAUAUAUGGAGACGUGCUCUGCGUAAGCAACCGAUAUGUGCUUCAUGCCAACCUCUAUACCAGCAUUCUCUUUCUUACUUUUAUCAGCAUAGAUCGAUACUUGCUAAUUAAGUAUCCUUUCCGAGAACACCUUCUGCAAAAGAAAGAGUUUGCUAUUUUAAUCUCUUUGGCCAUUUGGGUUUUAGUAACCUUAGAACUACUGCCAAUACUUCCCCUUAUAAAUCCUGUUAUAACUGACAAUGGCACCACCUGUAAUGAUUUUGCAAGUUCUGGAGACCCCAAGUACAACCUCAUUUACAGCAUGUGUCUAACACUGACGGGGUUCCUUAUUCCUCUUUUUGUGAUGUGUUUCUUCUAUUACAAGAUUGCUCUCUUCCUAAAGCAGAGGAAUAGGAAGGUUGCUACUGCUCUGGCCCUUGAAAAGCCUCUCAACUUGGUCAUCAUGGCAGUGGUAAUCUUCUCUGUGCUUUUUACACCCUACCAUGUUAUGCGGAAUGUAAGGAUCGCUUCUCGCCUGGGGAGCUGGAAGCAGUAUCAGUGCACUCAGGUCGUCAUCAACUCCUUAUACAUUUUGACACGACCUUUGGCCUUCCUGAACAGUGUCAUCAACCCAGUCUUCUAUUUUCUUUUGGGAGAUCACUUCAGGGACAAGCUGAUAAAUCAACUGAGACACAACUUCAAAUCCCUUACAUCCUUUCGAGGAUGAGCUCAUGAACUUUCAUUCAAAGAAAAGCAAGGUGCUUAUGAAACAGAUUAUUUCACAAAUGCAUCUGUAGGUUUGCUUUAACUCGCAGACAUCAAUCAGAGAGUGUCACAGAUUUAACCUUUAUCUAAAGACAAGUUGUACCCAGAGUAUGUGAAAAGAAUGGGAUGACAAGAAUGUACUGGUUUCUUCCUCUAAGAAUUGAAAGGAGUUGGACUGCCUUAGGUUUGGGCAUGCAACUCAAAAAUACUAGAUGUUAUAAGACUUUCUCAGUCAGUGCAAAAAUGCAAGAUAUAUAAAGCAACAAGUUGUCUGCACUUGAUCACUGGUCAGAUU